GAUUUCAAGGUGGAAAAACGUACAACUAUUAUUUUUUUCGUUGUUGUUUCCAUAAAAUAAAGCCACAUGGCCCCGUGCAUAUUUUACAGAAAUGCAUAGGAACAACAUUAAAAUUUACAACAUUUUAUGUAAGUGCUCAUCACGAAUUAGGCUUUGUCUCAAUUCGGUUGACCAAUCCAAGCCAGGGUGAUGAUAAGUGAGGACAACCACUACUACAACUACAAGCCAAAUACAAUCCCCACAACAAACAAAAUACGAGCUUUCCACUACUCAAAGCAACUCAAUGACAUUUUUCAAGCUUCACAUAUCAAAAGCAAAGAACGAAGGAGGAGCGAUUGUGUGAGAAAGUGAAGAUGAAGAACAAGAACAAGUUUGUUGGAGUGAGACAAAGGGCUUCUGGGAAAUGGGCUGCAGAGAUCAAAGACACGUCAAAGAAGAUCAGGAUGUGGCUUGGUACUUACCAAACUGCUGAGGAAGCUGCUCGAGCUUAUGAUGAAGCUGCAUGUCUCCUUAGAGGAUCAAACACUCGCACCAAUUUCUCUACUCAACCUUGUACCAGCAUUGCUACAAAUUCUCCUAUUUCUCUAAAACUCAGAAAUCUUCUUCAUCGUAAAGCCAUGUCAAAUCAAAGUCAAGUUCAAAACCAGCCCUCUGGUGUAAGUCCAUCUUUGCAAGGUGCAGCUACUCCAAAUGGUAGUACCAUGAAUAACAUCAUGGUCAUGGAAGAAACCUCUGGUUUUAGCGGUGAAGGUGAUAAGUCUUUGUUUGUGAUUCAGAACCAGGUCUCUGAUAACAUGUAUGGACUUGAUAUGAAUAUGAUCAAUUGCGUGAUGGGUAUCACACCAGAUGCAUCUCAGCUUGAUUUCUCUUCUUGGUCUUUUGCCCAACAAAGGAUUAACGAAUUACCAUUACCAAAAGAUGGAUUCGGUGUAGAAAGGCAAUUAUCAGAGUCGGUAUAUGCAACGAAUGAGUGCCAGCAUUUCCAAGAUACAUAUGAAUAUGAUGUCAAUUAUCCUCUCUCUCACUUUUUCUGCUUCACUUGAUAUCUAUCUUUCAGUCUCUUCUCAACACAUUUGAUGAGGAAGAGAGUUCUGAAAUGGCAUUUAGUGGUUUAACUAGU
Vigna radiata var. radiata (mung bean) is the source of this 1120-nucleotide messenger RNA. RefSeq names its product ethylene-responsive transcription factor RAP2-11. The record is from RefSeq and is a predicted model, not a curated record. Gene Ontology annotation, biological process: regulation of DNA-templated transcription. The coding region runs from base 354 to 1043 and encodes 229 amino acids. Gene Ontology annotation, molecular function: DNA-binding transcription factor activity; DNA binding. The transcript is spliced from 2 exons. Lineage: Eukaryota; Viridiplantae; Streptophyta; Magnoliopsida; Fabales; Fabaceae.